Neoarius graeffei (lesser salmon catfish) is the source of this 1641-nucleotide messenger RNA. RefSeq lists its product as uncharacterized. Lineage: Eukaryota; Metazoa; Chordata; Actinopteri; Siluriformes; Ariidae. The transcript is spliced from 4 exons. The coding region runs from base 1 to 1626 and encodes 541 amino acids. The record is from RefSeq and is a predicted model, not a curated record.
AUGGCUUCAUUCGUAGAAGAGCCUCAACACUUUGCCGAGUCCACACCAAGUACAUGCAAGGAAGAAACAGUGGAUGUGGUACUACAGCUGUUAAAUCCACAGGACUUAUUGAAAUAUGGACAUGAUGAUUUGUUACAGACUUUUGAAGCAGCAGCUACCUUGCAGAGGGACGAUGUGGAGAAACGGUUACAAACUUCAGUGCAUUUCCAUGAUUACUUUCAGCCUCCGGAAGAGGAAACCAACAGCACUGGCAUCGGUGUUGUAUCAGAGACCAAUCAAGAGAUGCAGAUAAAUUUCACUUGUGCAGAGCACACAGAUGUUCGCUGUCCCAGUGAAGCUGGAAAGCAGGAUACAGGGAAGAAAAGUGAUCACCCCGUGUCACCUGAUUAUGUGCCGAGCAUUUUCACACACACAAAGUCGUCUGCAAAACAAAAAAACACAAAAGCAUUGCAGAAGUCUGAAAAGCGACAAAACCUGAAGAAAAGGAAACGUGGAAGUAGAAAACAAGUUACAGCAGAAUGUGCAGUGCUUGGCCUUCGAGACACUGAUGUAACCACUCCUUCUGAAUGCUCCAUGGAUUCCACUGAAUUAUCUCCUGAAGUUGCAGAUCUCAAAGAUGAAGGAAGUGCAGAAGCUUUAGAUGAAAAUGAAGCAUUGCCUUUUGAGCUUGAAUGCAGAAUCCUGAGGAAGGAAAAUCGUACUUUGAAGGAACAACUGAAAAAAUACUCUCUCUGUCCGGAGUCGUUUUCAGAGGACAAUGACAAAGUGGAACAAUUUACAGGUCUUCCAACAUAUGGGAUUAUGAUGGUGACGUUCCAGUUUAUACGGCCUUAUUUAAAUUUAAACAGGAAGUUUUCACCUUUCCGGCAGUUCCUGCUGACAUGUAUGCAUCUUCGACUGAACUUAAACUUACAGUUUUUAGCCUUCUUAUUUUCCAUUUCUUUGGAAACUGCAUCCAGAGUAUUUAGUAACACGUGUGAUGUUAUGUUCUGUCGCCUCGUUCCGGCGCUGGUGAUCUGGCCAGAUAGGGAACAUUUACGGCAAAGUCUGCCAGUUUCAUUUCAACAAAACUUUGAGAAAUGUUGCUGUAUAAUUGACUGUUUUGAAAUAUUUCAGGAAAAACCGAGUGAUGUGGAAACACCGAGAAAAACCUGUUCGCAGAAUAAAAGCCACAACUCUUCAAAAUAUCUGAUAGGUAUUGCCCCACAAGGCGCGGUUUGUUUCAUUUCUCAGGGGUGGGAUGGUCACUGCAGCGACAAACACAUAACAGAACAUUGCGGAUUUCUGGAUGAACUUUUGCCAGGGGAUCUGAUCCUAGCAGACAGAAGGUUUGAUGGAGGUGACGCUGUUGGAUUGCCUUCUGCAAAUGUAAACAUUUCUGCGUUUACUCGGGGAACGUCCCAAAUGAGCGCAUUGGAUGUGGAGGGCACAAGGGCGCUCGCGUCAGCCAGAAUCCAUGUUGAGAGGGUUAUUGGAAUGGUUCGUCAGAAAUACACAAUACUGAGCAAUACUGUGCCCAUAUCUCUUGUACAUUCAAAAGAUAACGGAAUAACAUCUUUGGACAAAAUAGUACAUAUCUGCUGUGCAUUGAUGAACCUGUCUCACCGCAUGAUUCUUUUUGAGUGAAAAAAAUAAGGACAA